AUGUCCACCUCAUCCAUGCCCAUCAAGACAGAAGGGGGAUUCGCGUACCCGAACGCGCCUAUGCCCCGGACGGGCAGACCCGACUUUCGGCGUCCCUUUUCCGAUGGGUCCAUGACUGUCGCGACAUCUGAUCUCGCUGCGUCCCUUCCCAACCCCUCCUUCAUGGGCUCCUUUUCAUUCGACAACCACCAGCCCUUCUUCCAGCCAUACAAUUACAACUUGGACCUCCUCCCGCCCAUGCCGGUGCCGGUACCGGUACCGGUACCGGUCGCCACUCCCGUCCCAAGCGCGGCGGCGGCGGAGGAACGGUCGCGCUCCCUCUCGCGGGGAUCGGCGGGCAAGGCAAAAGCGCCCCGAAGUAGAUCAGGGCGUAAAGGAUCCAUGACGGACGUGAAGCCUACGAUUGCUCGGGUCCGGACAGCCUCUAAUCGGGCUAUGAGCUAUAGCCAUCCGGACGGACGGCUCGGACUCGGACUGGAUACCCAUCUGGAGCACCAGCGGACCAACUCGGUCUCCCCUCCAGACUACGCGUACGGCCUCGCGUCAUCCUGGAACGGGAGCGGUAGCCUGCCGAGCAUGCAGAGCUUCGGUACAACGAUCGACGAGGCUAUCAUCGAUAGUCCCAUCUCCCCGUCUAGCCACCUGCCUACCCUACCGGCGGACGCGACCGAGGAAAGCAGGAAGCAGCGCCGGAGGGAAUGUCACAAUCUCGUCGAGAAGCGCAGGAGGGAACAUAUCAACACCAAGAUUGAUGAGCUCGCAGGGUUGCUCCCGCCGCAGUAUCAGCAGCUGGACGAGGGGAUGGAGGAGGACGAGGAGGAGGAACCGGUUGAGAGUCCCAAAGGGAAGCGAAAGCCGCGAAGGAGUUCCAUGGCCAAGCAGAAGGAUAUGGCUCAAUGUAAGGGGAGGAUCCUGACCCAUAGCGUCCAGUAUAUCCAUGACCUGCGCCAGGCGAACGACAACCAAGCCGGCCGGAUCGCGCAGCUCGAGGCUAUCCUCUCCGCGACAAACUUCGUCAUUCCCCCUUCCUUCUCUCAGCCCCCUCCUCAGGCCUACUAUGACCCCUCGGUCCACGCGCACAGUCUGCAAACGCUUCGCCCGAGCCCCGAGCCCGAGCCGUUUGGCCAGAACUGGAAUGGCUUCAAUCCGGUGUUUGAGCAUUCCCCGCCAGAGGACUUUGAGAAUAGCUCGGGGUCGGCCUCGAGAGGGGAUCAGCAGUCUCAGUCUCAGGCUCAAAGUCAAGGUCAAGGGACGGCGGGGAGGAGCAGGCAGGACUCGCAGAUGGACUUGCAGAUGGGUAUGGGGGGGAUGGAGCUGGAUCAGGUGUUUGGGCAAAGGAGGGAGGAGGAGAUCGGGAUGAGGUGGUGA
This is a messenger RNA of Dioszegia hungarica, 1368 nucleotides long. RefSeq lists its product as uncharacterized. Gene Ontology annotation, molecular function: protein dimerization activity; RNA polymerase II cis-regulatory region sequence-specific DNA binding; DNA-binding transcription factor activity, RNA polymerase II-specific. The coding region runs from base 1 to 1368 and encodes 455 amino acids. NCBI's taxonomy places the organism in Eukaryota, Fungi, Basidiomycota, Tremellomycetes, Tremellales, Bulleribasidiaceae. Gene Ontology annotation, biological process: regulation of transcription by RNA polymerase II. The record is from RefSeq and is a predicted model, not a curated record. The transcript is spliced from 2 exons.